Molecule: messenger RNA, 1218 nt
Organism: Spodoptera frugiperda (fall armyworm)
Lineage: Eukaryota; Metazoa; Arthropoda; Insecta; Lepidoptera; Noctuidae
Exons: 6
Coding region: 181-1200 (339 amino acids)
Source: RefSeq, a predicted model, not a curated record
GCCAGUAAACGUUUGACACGUUUAUAAUGUCAAAAUAGCAAUAUGUACCAAAACAAUACAGUCUAUCUUCCUACCGCAAUGAAAUUAAAAUAAACAUUUUGUAUAAUGUAACAUGGUUCGUGCAUGUGGUGGUAAAGAACCCAGAUAAAACAAGACCAUGUGGCAGCCGGAACCAGACAAAUGGUUACUGGCUAUAUCGUCCUCGCAAUAAUCUUAUUCAUAAUAUACAGCGUGGUAUGGCGGGGCGAGUGCCGUUUCGCGUGCCGUCCCGAAAUGUUCGAAGAUGGCGGUGUCGGUGGUCGGAGCGGCAUCACUGGCCUCAGCAGACGCCGGAGCCACCCACACGCUGACUGUGUUUGCGAUCCCUGCCCUUGCAUAGUCGUCGGAGAAGUUGCCAAAUCAUGUAGACCAAUAAUACAAAUCUACAACACCUCGGUGGACCGAGCGACCCAAUACUGCGACAACUUCGCUAGCGCGUUACAACAAGCAGGCGACAAUUUGGCCAGGCUACUGGAGUGCAACCCCUCCCGCGGAAGACAAGUCCAGCUUGUUACCACAGGAACACUUUUCGACUCUGAUGCAGGGUUUACAAUUGUUGCAAAACCACAAGCUGCAAAACCUCAAGUUGCAAAACCAAAAGUUGUAAAAACAGAUGUUGUAAAACCAGAAGUUGUAAAUCCAGAAGUUGAAAGUAGAUCUGAAAUACCUCUAGCGGGUACAGUUUCUGAUGCUUCGAGAUAUGGCGCGGAGUUGGUUUCAACAAUUUCUGAAAUAGCACUGAAGAUAUCGACUUCUUUAGAUACCGAUACAGCAAAGGUCCCAGUAUCUCAGAGUGAGCUGAAAUCUGCAGCAUCUAGUAGUUCGGGAAGACAGUCUCCUUUUUUGGGAGACAAGGACAAACCCUCAACAUCACCCAAAACAUUUUUAGCAUCGAUUGAGGAACUUCCAAGGAGAGAACAAAAGCAUGAAAGAGAUCGAAUCGCCAAAGAACUGAAGAAGGAAAAAGAAAGAAAGGAGGAGGAAUUGAAAUUUAAAAGUGUUGGGACAGAGACAACUCCGCCGGGGCCAUCGACGUCAUCGCCGCUAUCGGAUAGCAUUACUUCUUUAAUGAACUGUUCAAAAUGUGUCACCGAAGGAAAAACUUGCGUCGGAGAAUGUCCCAGUGCAAAACGUAAACGAGAAAAUAAUAAUCAAAAAUAAAUUAUUUCACUUGUUAAA